Messenger RNA from Setaria italica (foxtail millet), 901 nucleotides. RefSeq lists its product as uncharacterized. The transcript has 2 exons. The record is from RefSeq and is a predicted model, not a curated record. NCBI's taxonomy places the organism in Eukaryota, Viridiplantae, Streptophyta, Magnoliopsida, Poales, Poaceae. Bases 26 to 466 code for a protein of 146 amino acids.
AGAGUUGUAGAGCACACGGGAUAAUAUGUCUGGCAACAUGAGUAGUAGUCCUGGCUACUUCCUCGCCCUUUCCAUCCUGGUCCUCGGCGUUACAACUAACCUGCAGCCGCACCCUGGCUGCACAGCUGCUAGGGAGUUCCCAGGGGCCAACUCGCCCGCCAAGCAUCAGGCCCCGGUGGCUGUGGGCACCGCCGCCCCAGCCGGGACCAAUGGCAACGACACUACCGCCCCACAAGUGGCCGUUCAUGGCCGCAGUAGCCCAGCUGGAGGGGCCGAAGGGCAAUACAUGGACCUCAAGGGCGAGUGCGCAACUCGUGCAGGGUGCUACGUUCCAGGGGUUGCAACACAGAGACACCCGACCUUUCCGCCCGUAGUUGGUUCUCCAACAGGCGGUUCUUCAGGAUUUUGGGAGUUCGUCCGUGGUGGAUGGCGGAGAAUGAAGAUUCGUCCUCCCGUACGAAAAUGACUCCCUGCAGCCGCAUCCCUUAAACCAUGGUUGAUGUCUUCUGCCCGUGUUAUAUGGGAGAAAAUCAAUGGUGUAUGGGAGUUACUACUGUGUCUGAUACCUAGCUAGCUUGGCAUCCGCUUGGUGUCGGCCAUUUGGGAAGGCUCCCUGCUGCUUAAUGAGCUAGCCUUCAUCGUUAAAUAAAACGUCUGAAAUAUGCAUUUACUCGUACUGUAACGCUGCAGUUCUCUCCUGCGUCCAACAGAGCUGGGGUUGGCUUCUGAUUCAUGGUCUGGAGUCUUCGACGAUGUGGGGCGCGGCGUACAGAUCGGACCUGUUGAUGAAGGCCCUGCCAUUUUUCUCGUGUAUUGUUUCUUAGAGUCUUUUGUUCAGGGGUUGAAAGUUGUAACAAGCAGGGUGUGCUCUGUACAACAGAGGUGUCAGCACUCUAUCGCU